CUUUUUUUUUUUAGCUGAAGAAGAAACAGCGUACUUGUUUACGAGUAUGUUGUGAGUUCAACUGAUUAUUAUGGUGAGUGAAGCAGAGUAGAAUGCACAAUUCAAAGGCAGCCAUAGGUUUUCUCGCACGGCGCGCCAAAUCCUUCUCUUACAAAAAACAGUCUUUCCUUUUCUCUUCUUCUUCUUCAUUUUGCUUUUCUAGGGCAACAAGUAAUCUGCCUACUCUGCUUCCGCCACAUUCUUCUUCUUCUUCCGCCAUUUCAUAUGCCAGAUUUCUAGUCCCAUUGCGUGGCUUUUGCGGGUACGCCGCCGAGCAGUUCUCCGAUGACGAGUACGACUGCGAUUUUGAGAGCCACUCGGCAUCAUCUUCAGUUGCCAACAUUGAUGAGUGGAAAUGGAAACUCAGCCUUCUACUACGCAAUGAAAAGGAACAAGAAAUUGUUUCCAAAGAUAAGAGAGAUAGAAGAGACUAUGAGCAGAUAUCUAACCUUGCCAAAAGGAUGGGACUUUAUAGUGAACUUUAUGGGAAAGUGGUGGUUGCCAGCAAGGUUCCUCUUCCUAAUUACAGGCCAGAUUUGGAUGACAAGCGGCCACAAAGGGAGGUGGUUAUACCACUAGGCUUGCAAAGGAGGGUGGAAGGUUUGCUGCAGGAACACCUUGAUAGAUUCGAGCUAAGUUCUGGAAAGGUCACUAACAGUUUGGGUGAUGAUAAGCCUAUUAACCAGGUUGAAGAUGUGAACUUGGAUGAGAAUGCUGACUCUUUCCUUGAUCGCUCUGUCAUGGAAAAGGUCCUUCAGAGGAAGAGUUUGCGAAUGCGUAAUAUGCAAAGAACUUGGAUGGAAUCACCCGAAGGCAAGAAAUUGCUGGAAUUUCGGAAAUCACUGCCUUCUUUCAAGGAGAAGGAUAGGUUGCUUCAAGCAAUUGCACAAAAUCAGGUGAUAGUUAUAUCUGGUGAGACUGGAUGUGGAAAGACCACUCAACUUCCUCAGUAUGUGUUGGAGUCAGAGAUUGAAUCUGGACGAGGAGCAUUCUGUAGCAUCAUCUGUACACAGCCUCGAAGAAUUUCUGCUAUGACUGUUGCAGAAAGAGUGUCUACAGAGAGAGGAGAACCUCUUGGUGAAACAGUUGGCUACAAAGUUCGAUUAGAGGGGAUGAGAGGAAAAAACACCCACUUGCUUUUCUGUACAAGUGGUAUUUUACUUCGGCGUUUGCUGAGCGAUCGUAACCUAAAUGGCAUAACUCAUGUUUUUGUUGAUGAAAUUCAUGAGCGGGGGAUGAAUGAAGACUUCCUGUUGAUCGUGUUGAAGGAUUUACUUCCACGUCGUAGAGAUCUGAGAUUAGUUUUAAUGAGUGCCACGCUAAAUGCUGAUCUAUUUUCUAAUUUUUAUGAAGGGGCACCAACAAUUCAUAUUCCAGGUUUUACUUACCCGGUACAAGCACAUUUUCUUGAAGAUGUACUAGAAAUGACUGGUUAUAAGCUGAGUUCAUUCAACCAAGUUGAUGAUUAUGGCCAAGAGAAACUUUGGAAAACACAGAAGCAGCUGGUUCCGCGGAAAAGGAAAAACCAGAUCACCACUCUUGUUGAGGACGCUCUUAAUAAAGCAAACUUUGAGACUUAUAGCCCCAGGUCACGUGACUCUUUAGCAUCUUGGGUGCCUGAUUCCAUAGGAUUCAAUCUAAUUGAGGCAGUUUUAUGCCAUAUCUGUAGAAAGGAAAGACCAGGUGCUGUUCUAGUGUUUAUGACUGGAUGGGAGGAUAUCAGCUGCUUGAGGGAUCAACUUAAAGCUCAUCCUCUUUUGGGUGAUCCUAACAGAGUUUUACUUCUAACAUGCCAUGGUUCAAUGGCAACUUCUGAACAGAAACUUAUAUUUGACAAACCACCUCCUAAUGUUCGUAAAGUUAUUCUAGCGACAAAUAUGGCAGAGGCAAGCAUUACAAUCAAUGAUGUAGUUUUUGUGGUUGAUUGUGGGAAGGCAAAAGAGACGACAUAUGAUGCUUUGAAUAAUACCCCUUGUCUUCUACCUUCUUGGAUAUCACAAGCAUCUGCUCGGCAAAGAAAGGGCAGGGCUGGCCGUGUGCAGCCAGGCGAAUGUUACCACCUGUAUCCGAAGUGUGUUUAUGAAGCUUUUGCAGAAUAUCAGCUUCCAGAACUCCUGAGGACUCCUUUAAACUCUCUCUGCUUACAAAUAAAAAGCCUGCAGGUUGCAAGUAUAGGAGAAUUCUUGUCAUCUGCUCUGCAGCCACCAGAACCACUUGCUGUCCAAAAUGCCAUUGGGUUUCUGAAGAUGAUUGGGGCACUUGACGAGAAUGAAAAUUUAACACCUCUUGGAAAGUUUUUAUCAAUGCUUCCAGUAGAUCCUAAACUAGGGAAAAUGCUGAUCAUGGGUGCCGUCUUUCAUUGUUUUGAUCCUGUUCUUACAAUAGUAUCAGGCCUCAGUGUCAGGGAUCCUUUCUUAUUGCCUCAAGAUAAGAAAGAUUUGGCAGGAACGGCAAAAUCUAGAUUUUCAGCGAAGGAUUACAGUGAUCAUAUGGCUCUUGUUCGUGCAUACGAAGGAUGGAAAGAUGCAGAAAGAGAAGGGUCGGCAUAUGAGUACUGCUGGAGGAAUUUCCUCUCAGCCCAAACACUUCAAGCUAUCCAUUCUCUACGGAAGCAAUUUAGCUUCAUUCUGAGAGAUGCUGGGUUGAUAGACGUUGAUGCAAGCAACAACAACCGACUAAGUCACAACCAAUCAUUAGUCCGUGCAAUCAUUUGUUCUGGUCUGUUUCCUGGGAUAGCUUCCGUGGUGCACCGUGAGACAUCUAUGUCUUUCAAAACAAUGGGAGAUGGUCAGGUUUUACUAUACGCUAAUUCUGUUAAUGCACGUCACCAAACAAUUCCUUACCCAUGGUUGGUUUUUGGGGAAAAAGUAAAGGUCAAUACUGUUUUUAUACGUGAUUCUACUGGCGUAUCUGAUUCAAUACUGAUUCUUUUCGGUGGUGCUUUACAUCAAGGAGUGCAGGCUGGGCAUUUGAAAAUGUUGGAUGGUUACGUUGACUUUUUCAUGGAUCCCAGUUUAGCUGAGUGCUUUUUGAAGCUUAAAGAAGAACUUAAUAUGCUUAUUGAAGGGAAGCUUCAAGAUCCCAGCCUGGAUAUUCACAAGGAAGGGAAGUACCUUUUGCUUGCAGCUCAAGAGCUGGUAUCUGGAGAUCAAUGUGAAGGGAGAUUUGUAUUUGGCCGGGAAAGCAAGAAGCCCAGGGAGUCUAAUGACAACAACAAACUUACGAAAGACGGAACAAAUCCAAAGAGCUUGCUUCAGACUCUGUUGAUGAGGGCAGGUCACUCACCUCCGAAAUACAAGACCAAGCACCUUAAAACAAAUGAGUUCAGAGCACUCGUGGAGUUCAAGGGUAUGCAGUUUGUUGGGAAACCAAAGAGAAACAAGCAGCUUGCUGAGAGGGAUGCGGCUGUAGAGGCAUUGGCAUGGCUGACUCACACUUCAGACAACAGCCGCGACGAAGAUGAUAACUCCCCACCUGAUGUCACUGAUAACAUGCUAAAACUUCUCGGGAAGCGUAGAAGAUCUAAAGGUCGAUGAUGGAUACCGGUAAUUGGUAUAUAAGCUGUUGCCAUCCCGGCUUCUCCAUGUGAGUUCAUUUUGAGAUGCUCGAGUUGUUCGCUGCUGCUUUGUUGACAAGUAAUAAUAUGGAGAUAAAUUAAAAGGUUAGCAAGUUGAGAAGGUGACAGAUUUCCAUUAUUGGUAUUUUAGUGAAUUAGAUAUAGUUCAAAGUUAUGGGAACAAUGGCUUCUCUCAAUGAGAGGUUAUAUGUGCAAGUCAAAGAUGGGAAGGGUUUUCAUCAAUUUUUGAGAGCUAAUUAGAGUCAGAGUAGGUGUAGUGUAUAUGACUCGGGAGCUGCAUUAUAUAAGACUGAAAUUUUGGUUGAUAAUAAGAUCUUGGGAAAAAAAGGAUAGAUAGCAACACCCAAAUAAAUAGAAUUGAUGUUUAUUUUAAGAGAAAGAAAGCAAGAAAGAAAUGAGUUACAUUAAUGAUAUUGUGAUCAAUUGUUUAUGCUAGUACAAUUGGGGAAAAUCCUUGUAAUAUGUAUGUAAAUUGAUUUAAGUCCUUGUUCUAUAUGAUAUAUAGUAUAAAUACUACAUGAGUUAUACAUUGCUUUUCAA
This is a messenger RNA of Humulus lupulus (European hop), 4156 nucleotides long. Its product is annotated as DExH-box ATP-dependent RNA helicase DExH3. Gene Ontology annotation, cellular component: nucleus; intracellular anatomical structure. The transcript has 19 exons. Gene Ontology annotation, molecular function: ATP binding; RNA binding. The record is from RefSeq and is a predicted model, not a curated record. Lineage: Eukaryota; Viridiplantae; Streptophyta; Magnoliopsida; Rosales; Cannabaceae. The coding region runs from base 93 to 3575 and encodes 1160 amino acids.